Dibothriocephalus latus is the source of this 2376-nucleotide messenger RNA. The record is from the annotation of a GenBank genome assembly. NCBI's taxonomy places the organism in Eukaryota, Metazoa, Platyhelminthes, Cestoda, Diphyllobothriidea, Diphyllobothriidae.
AUGGACCCUUACGAUGGCUACCGUUAUCACCAGCGAGAAUGCGAAGACGACAGGCAAUACAUGAACAGUGGAAUGCCACGUGCCCGAAGCCCUUUUCUGAGAACAAUGGAUACGGUUUCCUCCACUAUCAUUCUCCGCGGAAUGUCCACAUCGAUCACCGACCGAGAUCUGCGAUAUGCCCUCGAGGAUGAAAGAGCACGUUAUACUGACAUACGUCUAGUGAAGGACAGAAAGACUGGCAUUUCAAAGGGAAUGGCGUUCGUCGAUUUUUGCUCCCCAGACGAUGCGCGGAGGUUCAUGAGGGAUUGUCAUGGCGAAUUAGAAAUUCGUGGAUACAGCAUAAAAAUGAAUUUCAGUGCACCUAGGGAUGAGCGGGAUGAGGAAAGGUUUCAGCAACAGCCCCCUUUCCCAUCUAGUUCUAAAUUUGUCGGUCGCUCAGAGCCGCCUUCAUCGACCAUUAUGAUGAGAGGAUUGCCCUCAUCUCUUGAGGAACGUGAUGUGAUCGAUGUUCUUGAUAGGGACGGUGUACGUUAUGUGGACGUGCGCGUUAUUCGCGACAAAAAUACAGGCAAAGGCUUCGGUUUUAUCGAAUUCGCUUCCGUCGAGGAAGCAAGGCAGUGGAUGGAGAUCCAAAAAGAGGUCUUACGUGUUCGUCGAAAUGACCUGCGUCUGAUGUUCAGUUCUCCAAGGUACCCACCUGAAAUGGGUAGGAAUUUAGACGCUCCCCCCAGUGGAAGGCCAGUAAUACCUGCACUCUCAAGCAGAUUCGGCCCACCGAAUGACGUGAGCACCGGCGACUGGAUUUGCUCCAGGUGCUCAAGCCACAACUUCAGACGCCGCGACCAGUGCUAUCGCUGUCAGUUACCACGAUCGCAGAGUCAGACUGUGGCUAAUUCAUCUGACGGGUCCGACCUUAUUGGAGCCACACCCUGCAACACACUGAUUUUGCGUUGCCUGGAUGCACUAACAACCGAAGACAGCAUUCGUCAGGCAUUCCAAGACAUAGCUGACGUCAAAGUCCGCCAGUGUCACGUAAUGAGGGAUGACGUUACCCACGUGUCGCGGUGUUUUGCAUUUGCUGAACUCCCUAACGUUGCCGACGCCUACAAGGUAGUUGACACAAUAGUGAGGGAACACCAGCUCUUCGAAAUCGAAGGAAAGGCUGUUGCGGUUAGUUACGCGAAAAAUACCUUCAAUACCAUUAUGGCAACGUUGAAGGCAGAGGGGUCGUACAAUGCUAAAUUAAAUGCCAGUCGCUCACUUUCCAGUGAAUUGAGCAGUGCAGCUUCGAACAACAUAGAUUCUCAAACUGUGGCAAAGAACGCUGUCGCCGCCGGCCAGUAUACCAACUCCAUGGAUGGGAUUGCUGUCGCACAGGCAGCCAUUCAGCAAAAGCAAACGGAAGCACAGAUCGCAUCAGUCAUCGCAAAGUCAAUCCACCAACCCGGAGACAUUACCCAGGCCGCUGCCACCGUUGCUACUUUCCCUUUGCCCACCAUGCCCUUCAAUGCCGCAACAGCAGCUACUACUGUUUAUCGGCUUCUUUAUGAACCCAAUACUCGGUACUUCUUUGAUCGGGCUACACAAGAGUAUUUCUAUUACGAAGCGUCCCGAAGCACCUAUAUUCCAGCUAGCCAAGUAGCUGCCAUGAAUGAAACCAGUAAAACCGCCGAUACUGGAUACGCGAUCUUGCAGGCCACAUCGUCCACUCUAUUAAAUCAGCCAGGCACUGCUGCAGCCGGCCUAGUUGCCCACUACGGUGGUGAAGAUAGUGACGAGUCGAACCAUGCAGAGGCCGAAAACCCACAAUCACAAGACAACAGGGAGUUGGAGGCCCAAGUAGCUGCUGAGGAAUCAAAGUUAAUGGACUGGGCCAAAUUGGCCUGUCUACUCUGCUCCCGCGGUUUCAAAGACGUUGAAACAAUGCAGAAACACCGGAGCUUCUCCAACCUUCAUAUUCAAAAUUUCAACAAGCUUCGUGCCAAAUACGGCUUGAAGCCAACUUCGGCUGCGGCGUCACAAUAUCGAGAUAGAGCGAAGGAACGUCGUGAAAAGUUCGGUUUAGUGCCACCAGCUGCCGCUGAAGUGCGAAACGCAUCACCCCCUGGACCUCCAGUCAUAAUAGAACCCGUACCAGCUGCGCCGCCGGCUCCUGAUGCUCCCAACGUAGGCAGCCUAUUAAUGCAAAAAAUGGGCUGGCAGGCUGGACAAGGACUUGGUAAAGCCAAUCAAGGCAGGACACAGCUAGUUGAAGCAGAAUUCCGCGAAGCCGGUGUUGGCCUGGGGAUCAAGACCUCUAAGAGACAGCCACCCGCAGACAACUACAAGGACAACGUCAAAAGAGCCAUGUUUGCACGAUACCACGAAAUUGAGUGA